Molecule: messenger RNA, 355 nt
Organism: Racocetra fulgida
Lineage: Eukaryota; Fungi; Glomeromycota; Glomeromycetes; Diversisporales; Gigasporaceae
Source: the annotation of a GenBank genome assembly
AUGGAAAAACAUAGUAUUCAAUCUCAAGAUAUACCAAAAAUUCUAGAAGAAGAUAUGCCGAAUAUAGAUGAUAAUAGAGACAGUGAAGGUAAUCAUCCAACAGGCCAAAGCACUAUCCCUUUAGAAAAAAAAUCCUGCAAAAGACCUGGUAAAGAUACCUCUAAAAAUAAAUUGUCUAGUAAGAAAGUAAAGACUAAAGAUAAAAAUUUAUCUAUAUUAAAAAAACUUAUUGAGGAGUUAAAAUCACCAAGUUCUUUAACAAAUAGUACUACUUUUCAGGCUGAAUUUAUCACAAGCCCAAGUAAUUUUUCUGAUUUAUACAAUGCAAUUGUUAAGGCUAAAAAACAAGUUGAAA